Chrysemys picta bellii (western painted turtle) is the source of this 3458-nucleotide messenger RNA. The record is from RefSeq and is a predicted model, not a curated record. Lineage: Eukaryota; Metazoa; Chordata; Testudines; Emydidae.
GGCAUUGCAGGACUUAGAGCUCCCUUCUGGGUGAGGUGGAUCAUCUCAGGGAGGCGUGGGGGUGGUGAUGAGCCUUGAUGAGGGGACCAGGCCCCUGCUUCCCUGGCCCACCCCCGAGCCGGAACCCGCACUCUGGGCUGUCCUAGCAGUCGGCCUCCUGUGGUGCUGCCCGUCACUGAUGUUAGGCCUUACCCAUACACCUGGCACACCCAUCUGCCUCGCCCGGGAGGCUGGGGCGCCCCCCUGUGGCUCUGGCAGAUAGUUCUAGGAAGCACACUGGGGCUGUGCAGUUACCUUCCGUAUGACAGGCAAGGCCUGGGUUGCAUUAGGACUGGCUGCUGGCCCAUCACAUCACAGGGAAAGUUACUGCAUAGCUCCAGUGUGCUGCAAUGGGAAGCCAGUCUGUCUUUCUGUUAUAUUUCCAGGGUGCCCAUUGCUGUCGUACCUACGAACCGUGUUCAAGUGACAGCAUAGGCCUCAGAACCCCAUGUUACAUUGUUCCUCUGUGCUUGCCCAGGCUAUUGUAAGGGCAGAUUUUCCUUGCCCGUCACUGACAUUGCUGCCUGUCAGCCAGCACAUGCUGGCAUUCUAAGUCUAAGGAGCUGCAAGCAGUCAGCCUUGUCCUAAAGCCCCUCUGACUUUCUGCCAGUGAACAGUGCAGUAAGCUGGCUUCUGUGCACCACUGCGCUCCUAGAUGGCGUAUAUGUUAAAGAUGCUUAUGUCUAACCGAAUGAAGAUGAACUCCAGUGACAGCAGCAAAUCAGAGAAUGAUACUGAGGAAGAGGAGGAAGAAGAAGAGUUUGCAAAUGAACACAUUAAGAGACUGGGUGGAGGAAGUACAGAUAUGCAGCAGGAUGGCACUCCUCAGGAGGGAGCUUUUGAGACAGAGGACACAUGCCUAGGGCACAAGAGUUCAGAUGGGAAAAAUGAUCUGCUGACUGUCUCACUGAUCCAUCUGGAAGAACAAAUGCCAGAAGACUGUGAAGCAGAGACCACUCCAAGAAAGAAAAAGAGAAAACACAGGCUGCUGUCUAUCAACCUGACCAACUGCAAGUAUGAGAGCGUGCGGCGUGCGGCCCGACACUGUGGCCUAAAAGAAGUGGGGGAGGAUGAGGAGUGGACGGUGUACUGGACUGACUGCUCGGUCUCUCUGGAGCGCGUCAUGGACAUGAAGAGGUUUCAGAAAAUCAACCAUUUCCCGGGGAUGACAGAGAUCUGCCGGAAGGACCUGCUGGCCCGCAACCUCAACCGCAUGCUCAAACUCUUCCCCAAGGAGUACAGCAUCUUCCCCCGCACCUGGUGCCUGCCUGCUGACUAUGGGGAUUUCCAGGCCUACGGGCGCAUGAGGAAAAACAGGACGUACAUCUGCAAGCCAGACAGUGGCUGCCAAGGGAGGGGCAUCUUCAUAACCCGCAACCCAAAGGAGAUUAAACACGGGGAGCACCUGAUCUGCCAGCAGUACAUAUCCAAGCCCUUCCUUAUCGAUGGCUUCAAAUUUGACCUGCGUAUCUACGUCCUGGUCACAUCCUGUGACCCCCUGAAGAUUUUUGUCUAUGAGGAAGGGCUGGCCCGGUUUGCCACCAUGAGGUACAUCGAGCCCAGCAGCAGCAACCUGGACGAUAUCUGCAUGCACCUGACCAACUAUGCUAUCAACAAACAUAAUGAAAACUUCAUCCGAGACGACAUGAUGGGCAGUAAGAGGAAACUGUCUACCUUAAAUGCAUGGAUGAUGGACAACAGCUACGACACAACAGAACUCUGGGAAGACAUUGAGGACAUCAUUAUAAAGACCCUUAUCUCAGCCCACCCUGUUCUGAAGCACAACUACCGCACCUGCUUCCCCAACCACAUCACUGGCUGUGCCUGCUUUGAGAUUCUGGGCUUUGACAUCCUGCUAGACAGAAAGCUGAAGCCCUGGCUGCUGGAGGUGAAUCACUCUCCCAGUUUCACCACGGACUCACACUUGGACCGAGAGGUGAAGGACGCUUUGCUCUGUGACGCCAUCAACCUGAUAAACCUGCGAGCAUGUGACAAGAGGAAGGUGCUGGAAGAGGACAAGCGACGGGUGAAGGAGCGACUCUUCCAGGCCCACCAGCCACCUCGUGAAGCCAGACGUGAGCAGUUAGAGAACAGCCAGGCGGCCUGGCUGACCCAAGCGGAGAAGUAUGAGAACACGCACCUGGGAGGGUACCGGCGCAUUUACCCCGCGCGGGAGACAGACAAGUAUGAGCCAUUCUUCAAGCACAGUGGCUCCCUCUUCCAGGAGACAGUGGCUUCCAAGGCCAGAGAGGAGUGUGCCAGGCAGCAGCUGGAGGAAAUUCGCUUGAAGCAAGAGCAACGAGAGGCUACUACUGGGAAGAAGAAAAAGGAGCGAAAGGAGAACCUGCAGGGAGAGUCAGCUGGGGAGAAAUCCCGCAUCCGCAGCAAGGCCAAGGCUCCUCCCACUCGCCUCACCUACAACAGCGCCAGGACCUGCGACAGGAAGAUGCAGCAGAUGGUGUUUGACUCCAUGCGGCCCCAGGAGAUAGUGGAAGAUGAGGAAGUAGAGAGGAUCAAGGCUCUUCUGCAGCGCGAAAACCUCAUCCGGGGUCUGGGCAUCGUGGAUCACCUCUCUCGACUACUCCACACAACUGAGCCCAGGCCUGUGGAUGUCCACAGGCCCCACAUCAAUAUCUCCGAGAGCCAGCCGCGAUUCCUUCAGGACGUGUUUGGGAAGCGGGAGACACAGGGUUUAAUGACCCUCGUCCCCCUCUCACUCCUGAGAGGCACAGUCCGGGAGUUAGGACAGCAGAUCAUGCAGCAGCCUGCGGCCAGGGCCCGGAUGCUGGGCAACCAGGGCUUCAUUCCCACCCUCCUGGGUACCCUGUCAGGCGUGGGCCAGAGCAUCCCCUACCGCGCACAGUAUAAGCCACAGCAUGGCCUGCAGCCGCAGAAGAACAUGAGCUGGUUAGGAAGCCACACUCUGGGGACACCGAUGGUCACCGAGCCCUGUGCUCUGGCAAAGAUACUGAACGAGGGAGGCCGGAGAUUCUCCAGCGCCAGAAACAAGGUCGAAAGCCAUGCCCAUGUCCCCAGGCGGUCCCUCCAUAUGGGCAGUGGUUACACCGACUCUCUGACAUACCUGGCUCAUGCUGGCAAGGCUCCAAAUCACACGUAUAGCGACUGCACCUUCCCCUCAGUGACAGACUCCCUCAACCGUGCUGCAGUCCAUGAGCUAGCCAUCAACUCUGCCUCUGCUCCCAUCGUCCAGCGCUCAGACACCUCACACCGUGCCAAUGCCAUGUCCAUUCUCCACUUCAACCACCACAGGAAAUGGACCUGAACCUUGGCCAAACAGUCUCUGGGGAAGAAAGGGACCAACGGCCUUGGGAAUCCUGCAGCCAAAGGUGAUGGCUAUGCCAAAAGACUUGCUUUCUUCUGCGUGGAAGGGAGAAAAACCUCCAAGGGGCCAGGCAGAU